CUCGAUGCUGCUGCCGCUGCUGCUGCUGUUGCCCCUGCUGUGGGCAGGGGCCCUGGCUCAGGAUCGGAGAUUCUGGUUGCGCCUGCAGGAGCGGGUGACGGUGCAGGAGGGCCAGUGCGUCCUCGUGCCCUGCGAAGUCUCCUACCCCUGGUCAGGUCACACUGCAGGAAGCCCCGCUUACGGCCACUGGUACAGAAAAAGGAGAGAGUCUCUGGGUACAGAGUUUGCACUGGUGGCCACAAACCACCCAGGUUAUGAUGUGCAUCGGGAGACCCGUGGCCGCUUCCACCUGCUGGGGGAGCCCCAGAAAUACAACUGCACCCUGGACAUCAGAGACGCGCGGAGAGAGGACACGGGGACCUACCACUUCAGGGUGGAGAGAGGGGAUUAUGUAAAAUAUAGUUACGUGAAUCAGCAGCUCUCCGUAACCGUGACAGCGCUGACCCACACACCAGACAUCCACCACCUGGGGCUCCUCCAGUCUGGCCGGCCCAGGAACAUCACCUGCGCGGCGCCCUGGGCCUGUGAGAGGGGGACACCCCCCACCUUCUCCUGGACAGGGGUCGGCCUCAGCACCACGAGCACCGACUCCCCGGUGCUCACCCUCAGCCCGGGGCCCCAGCACCACGGCUCCAGCCUCACCUGCCGGGUGACCUUCCCUGCAGCGGGUGUGAGCACAGAGACCACCAUCCGGCUCAGCGUGGGCUAUGCGCCCCAGAACCUGACCAUCCAGGUGAUCAGGAAAGAAGGUUCAGGACCUGAAGUCCUGGGCAACGGCUCCUCUCUCCCGGUGCAGGAGGGCCAGUCCCUGCGCCUGGCCUGUGUGGUCCACAGCAGCCCUCCCGCCAGGCUGACCUGGGUCCGGGGGAGCCUGACCGUGAAGUCCUCUCCAAGCCUAAACCCCGUGGGUGCGGGAGCCAUGUGGGAGCACCCCCAGACCCUGGAGCUGGAGCUGUCCAAGGGGCCCCUGGAGGAACAAGGGAAACUCCUCUGCUGUGCUCAGAACCCCCUGGGCUCCCAGGAGGCUUCCCUGAGUCUGUCUGUGGAGAGCGCAGCGGGAGCGAGGACAGGGGGGCUUUUGGGGCCCUUGGUGGGACUGGGCGCCAAAUCCUUCAUCUUGCUCGGCCUCGUCUUCCUCAUAGUGAAGAGAAACAGGAAGAAAAGCACAGAAGGAGGCAGCAGGGAGCAGGCCAGGCCCCCAGGCCUGAGGGAGAACCCCCGGGGGUCACCAGGGCGGAUCCUGGGCUGACAACCCCCUGCACCCCCUGGGCCCGGUGGUGUCCCCUUAAAGGAGGAGCAGGAGCUGCAUUAUGCCAACCUCGGGCUCCCCAAGGCGACCCCCAGGGCCUUUCUGGUCCAGGCCUCCGAGUACUUUAAGGUCAACCCCAACGCAGAUCGCCCUCUCCUGCCCUCCUCCCGACGCUGGAGCCCCAAAAAAGGCCUCUCUGAGGACAGAGGGUCCUGCGCUCCCUGCAGAGCUGACGCCUCAGCGAGGUCACAAAGGUCACAAAGGCAAGCUCGGGGCUCCUGGGACAGAUGGAGCCGGAGCUCCCGGGUCACGCCCAGCCCAGCCGCUUAGACACGCGUCCCCGUCACUCUCCGGCCUCAGCUCCCUCGCUGUAAAGUGGGUGCAUGUGCACAAGGCGGGAAAUGCACCCCGUGUUGCUGACUGGUCAGCUCCCCCCUUCCCCACGGCACUUCUGCUUGGCUAUACUAGGAAUGUGGGGGAUUUCACAAUGUGAAACUAUUUCUAUUUUUUUGUCUGCGUGUUUAGAAGAAGUGGGCCCUAAGCCCGA
Messenger RNA from Talpa occidentalis (Iberian mole), 1796 nucleotides. Its product is annotated as sialic acid-binding Ig-like lectin 13. Gene Ontology annotation, biological process: cell adhesion. Gene Ontology annotation, cellular component: plasma membrane. The transcript is spliced from 8 exons. NCBI's taxonomy places the organism in Eukaryota, Metazoa, Chordata, Mammalia, Eulipotyphla, Talpidae. The record is from RefSeq and is a predicted model, not a curated record. Gene Ontology annotation, molecular function: sialic acid binding. Bases 5 to 1249 code for a protein of 414 amino acids.